AUGCCCUCACCUACAUUUGUAGAUGAUGCUAGCCCCGACAGUCCACAGGCACAACGGGUACGCAGGACUAUUCGCAAGCCUGAGAAUACAGCCUCUCGCCCUCCUACCCGCCGUCAACCUCGCUCUCCUAGACAUCAGGCUCCCCAAGCUCAUUCCCAUUCUCAAGACCAAGUCGAAUAUGAUUCUCAACCCCUCGCUGCCCCAUAUGCAGAACGUAGCAACGAGUCUCCAGCUGAAUCUUUAUAUGAAUCUGCAGCCGAAUCACUUUUUGAUAUUUGUGCUGAAUCUCCGGUAGAACAUCAUCCUGAGCCUCGUCUCUCUCCUCAUAUUGAUCACCAUAUUGUUCAUUAUGCCGAGUCUGCAGUAGAACCACCAUCUGAGUCCCGUGCAGAGUUUGGUGCCGAGCUUCUUCCAGAGUCUCCCCCAGAGCCUCUCAUGGAAUACGAUGCAGCAAUUGCCUCAGAUGAUACCAUCUCUUGCUUCCAGAAUCACAGUAUGUUUCACAGGAGCCUAUUUUGCCUGAGGCCGAUGACCAUAUCCCUCUCGUGUUUGCAGAUAAUUCCUGCUAGCAACCCAAGCUUUUCAAGCUCUUCGAGCUCGUCUAGCUCUUCGGGCAAUGAUGCAGACAACGAGCCCAUGGACGAGCCCAUCAAUGAGCCUUACUUUGACGACAAUAGAGGCGAAGAAGAAGAGCAACCGGAGGAUAUACACAACAUUAAAGACUUCCCAUACCAAAUCAUUCCAAAUAUCAACCUACCAGACUCUAUCCCCAAGCACUACGCCCUCAUGAAGGUACGGAUGGAUGGAAACGUUGCCCAAGAUUUUCACAGACGAUGUCUCGCUGCCGUACAAGGCUUCAUAUCGAUCUUCAAGUUGGACGAGGCAUCCGCUAGGAGAGAGCUCAGAGCCAUUACUGGAAUACACCACGUUCAGUACGACGUGUGCCGUAAUAAUUGCAUCUGCUUUGCUGCUUUUCCAACUUCAAAGGCCUGUAAUAUGUGCAAGGCAGACAGGAAAGAUGCAAAUGGGAAACCAUAUCGUACUUUCGAUUACAUCCCUUUUACUCAUCGUUUAUGUCCGCUCUACACAGACGCUGGAUAUGUCCGUGAAACGAUGAAAUACAAAGAGUCGUUUCCAACAGACCCGUAUACUGCAGACAAUCCUAGAGUUUCUACCAGAGACUACUGGGAUAGUCUUCUGUACUCAGCGGUGAAGUAG
Morchella importuna is the source of this 1218-nucleotide messenger RNA. RefSeq lists its product as uncharacterized. The record is from RefSeq and is a predicted model, not a curated record. The transcript has a single exon. The coding region runs from base 1 to 1218 and encodes 405 amino acids. Lineage: Eukaryota; Fungi; Ascomycota; Pezizomycetes; Pezizales; Morchellaceae.